This is a messenger RNA of Triplophysa rosa, 2760 nucleotides long. It is a transcript of the gene tcea3, whose product is annotated as transcription elongation factor A (SII), 3. The record is from RefSeq and is a predicted model, not a curated record. Bases 151 to 2238 code for a protein of 695 amino acids. Lineage: Eukaryota; Metazoa; Chordata; Actinopteri; Cypriniformes; Nemacheilidae. Gene Ontology annotation, molecular function: nucleic acid binding; zinc ion binding. Gene Ontology annotation, biological process: DNA-templated transcription; transcription elongation by RNA polymerase II. Gene Ontology annotation, cellular component: nucleus. The transcript is spliced from 23 exons.
CGCCCCCCUCUACUCAACUGACCGUGCAGGAGCAACUUAUGCGUGGGAACAAAACUUCGUACAUUUCGCUUACUUAUUAAGGAUUAAAUGAAAUAACCUAUUACAAACGUAUCAGUUUUUUAGUAUUUCAUAGUAAUUAAUGCUUACACGAUGACACGAGAGGAGGACCUGUUGCGGAUUGCUAAAAAGCUAGACAAGAUGGUGUCUAGAAAUAACAUGGAUGGGGCUCUAGAUCUUCUAAAGGAAUUGAAAAGUUUCAACAUGACGCUGAAGCUACUUCAGGAUACAAGAAUUGGGAUGUCUGUUAACGGAAUAAGAAAACAUUGCACAGAUGAAGACGUGGUCAACCUGGCAAAGGUUCUUAUCAAAAACUGGAAGAAGCUUUUAGAAUCAGCUCAAAACCAGAAGUCUGAAAAACCAAAUGAGGUGAAAAAUGGUAAUUCCACCAAGCCGCCAGGGUCACCCAACAGGACGUCUGCUGAGAGAGAGUUAAGUCCACAAAGGUCGACUACGGAAAUUAAACUCGACUUAGCCUCAAAUAAGAAACUCGAUGACAAACACCGAGAGAAACGAGAUGCCCACCUGAGAAAAGAAAAAGAGGAAAACGAUCACAAAAAAGAGAAACAGUCUUGUAACAAUAAAAAAGAACCUGAGAGGAAAGAUACAUUGAACAGUGAUGUAGUCCCCUCCCCUUUGCCGCAUUCGACUCCGCCCCCUAAGAGUCUUCCAGCUGGGGAAGUGAAGAGGGAGAGGAAAGAUGCGCCUGUUGAUUUUUUCCCUCCUGCUUCUCUCAAUUUUCACCCUCCUUUAAGACGCUCAUCCACAGACGUAAAGAAAGAGAGAAAAAAUCCUGUGGGCUCUUUACAUUCUACGCCUCCUCUUCAAUCACAUCUAUCUAAACAUCCCAUCACAAAUGGAAAGAAAGAGAGUGAGACUGGAUUAUCUUUACGCAGGAGAGAUGUUCCUGAUCCUCUUCGUCAUCCUGCUCAUCUUCAACCUCCUCAUCCUCCUCCUUUUCCCAUCCCUAAGCGUUCAUCAGAUAUGCAGAAAGAGAGGAAAGAUGCAUCUGAAACUGUCCCUUCUGCUCUUCAUCACUCUCUGUCUCAGCAUUCUCCUCCUCCUCUCAAACGUCCAUCUGUUGACUCGCCAAAGGAAAGGAUGAAAAAAGCUCCUGAUCCGAAUGCCCCUCUUCCUCCGUUACCCUUUCACCUUCAUCCUCCUCAGAAACAAGAACUGAAGAAAGAGAGAAAAGAAACGGCGGAUCCCAAUGCUCCGCUCCCUCCUGUUCCUCUGCAUCUUCAGCCCCCUGUAAAACGCCCCUCAUUAGACACGAAGAAAGACAGAAAAGACACAUCAGAGUUGAAGCGGCGGUCGUCCGAGCACAAUGAGAAAGACAGAAAAGAUCCAAGAGACAGUAAGCCACUCAAAAGGCCUUCUGUGAAGAUCAAGAUUGAGAGAAAAGAUUCUACAGAUUCCAAAAAGCAGCUUCCCAGAAAGCCAAGCCUGGACGGACGGAGAGACAGUAAGGACUCCAAGUCAAGCCAUCAUGCUUUGAAACGGCAGUUAAGUGAACCUAAAUUAGAGAGGAGAGACUCCACUAGCUCAAAGUCUGGCAGUUCACCUCAGGCCAAGAAAUCUGGUGAAAGCAAGGGUAAACCAGAGACCCCCACAACCCCCACAAGCCCCCUGUCCCCAUCAUUCAGCUCCUGGGCAGGUCCCCUGUCACCUCAUCUGCAGACCGGGGAUUCCAUCAGAGACAAAUGCAUUGAAAUGCUGGCCGCCAGUCUGCGUACAGAUGAUGAUUACAAAGACUAUGGCGCAAACUGUGAGACCAUGGCGGCAGAAAUCGAGGAUCAUAUCUACCAGGAGAUAAAAGCCACAGACAUGAAAUAUAAAAACCGAAUCCGCAGCCGCAUGAGCAACCUCAAGGAUCCCAAGAAUCCCAAUCUGCGUAAAAACGUCUUAGCUGGAGCCAUCGAGCUGAGCCGCAUAGCAAGCAUGACUGCCGAGGAGAUGGCCAGUGAUGAACUGAAGCAGCUGAGGAACGUGUUGACCCAAGAGGCCAUUCGAGAACAUCAGAUGGCCAAGACCGGUGGAACCUCCACUGACCUGCUGCAGUGCGGCAAGUGCAAGAAGAGAAACUGCACCUAUAAUCAGGUGCAGACCCGUAGCGCUGAUGAACCGAUGACCACCUUUGUGUUAUGCAAUGAAUGUGGCAAUCGCUGGAAGUUCUGCUAACUUUUGACCAGAACCCAAACAUCAAUGAUGCCAAUGGAUUUCUCGUUUUUUUAAUAUAAUACAAGUAAUAUAUUUGAUUCUACCAUAAAAUGACCCUGAAUUUAUCAUAUGUAAAUGAAUUAUAUAACUCUUACAGAGGUUCACGACAAAAGUUGGAAUGGUGCUUUAUAUUCAUAAUGCAAAUAAUGGUUAAUUACCUUGAAAAUGUAAAUUCUACACUUUUUAUACGCUUUUAUGAAAUGCCAGAAGUUUAUUUCACGUUUCAGUUUUUUACUUAAAUGACUCAAACUGAUUAGUCAGUUUAUUGCAUAGAACUUUAAAAUCGUGGGGUCAGAUGUUAAAAACAAGAAAGAAACCGAACAGAAUUUCUAAUCUUUCUCUGACAGAUGUAGCAGCUCACUAGUGAAACCAAACAAAACAUUUUUCAAAUCAUGAUGAUACAUGAAAUGCUGUAGAGAAAUACUGCAAAGACUAAUGAUUAAAAUAUAUGUGAUAUUGACUAUCUUUUGUGGUUUUAGUUUU